Mollisia scopiformis is the source of this 1264-nucleotide messenger RNA. RefSeq names its product NAD(P)-binding protein. Gene Ontology annotation, molecular function: protein-containing complex binding. The coding region runs from base 128 to 1264 and encodes 378 amino acids. Gene Ontology annotation, cellular component: mitochondrion. The transcript is spliced from 9 exons. The record is from RefSeq and is a predicted model, not a curated record. NCBI's taxonomy places the organism in Eukaryota, Fungi, Ascomycota, Leotiomycetes, Helotiales, Mollisiaceae.
CAAGACGACCUCAACCCUCGAAGCAUUUCUCUCAAUUGACCCCUCAACGAGCUACGUCGUACACCUGUGAGAGUCCCAGCACUCUUUGGACUCUCAGCUCAAAGUGAUCUUGAGCACAACCGCUACGAUGCAAAAGUCCUGCAGUAUGAAUGGUCUUCGCCGAACGACGAAGAGCAUCGUCAAUAACGCUCCUCUGAGGCAGCAUAUCAGUGAUAUUUCUAUCACCAGAACAGGGAAGCCCAUAAUUAGGACACAAGGUGGCAGGUCUUCUCUUGGAGGACAUACUGUUACGGUCUUCGGUGCUACUGGAUUUCUCGGACGAUAUAUUGUCAACAGACUUGCUCGACAAGGAUGUACAGUGAUUGUGCCUUUCCGUGAGGAAAUGGCGAAGCGCCAUUUGAAGGUCGCAGGAGAUUUGGGUCGUGUCAUAUUCAUGGAAUAUGAUCUCAGAAAUACACCAUCCUUGGAAGAGAGUAUCCGACAUUCAGACGUUGUCUACAACCUCGUUGGACGAAUGUACCCCACCAAGAACUUUGAUCUAGAAGACGUUCAUGUGGAAGGUGCUGAACGUAUCGCUGAGGCCGUUGCAAAGUAUGAUGUUGACCGUUUCAUCCAUGUUUCUUCAUACAAUGCCGACGUCAACUCGCCCUCGGAAUUCUUUAGUACGAAGGGACGUGGUGAACAAGUGGUCCGAAGCAUUUUCCCUGAAACCACUAUUGUCAGACCUGCUCCAUUGUUCGGCUUCGAAGACCGCUUAUUGCACAAGCUCGCUGGUGUAACUAACGUCCUUACCUCUAACCACAUGCAAGAACGGUAUUGGCCUGUCCAUGCCAUCGAUGUUGGUGAAGCUCUAGAAAAGAUGUGCCAUGAUGAUAGCACUGCUGAGCAAACUUAUGAGCUCUAUGGUCCCAAGAACUACUCGACAGCUGAGAUUGCCGCGCUAGUCGACAAAGAAAUUGUCAAGCACCGACGCCAUAUUAAUUUGCCAAAGUCCAUUCUCAAGCCAGCUGCUGGUCUCUUGAACAAGGCUCUCUGGUGGCCGGUCAUUACAGCUGAUGAGGUUGAGCGAGAGUUCAUUGACCAGAAGAUCGACCCAACUGCCAAGACUUUCAAGGAUCUUGGAAUUGAACCAGCCGAGCUCAGCAGUCUUACUUUCCACUACUUGCAAGGAUACCGAAGUGCUGCUUUCUAUGAUUUGCCACCGGCCACUGAACGGGAAAAGAGAGAAGAGAAGAAGUACUUGCACGUCAUUGAUGACCAGUAA